Molecule: messenger RNA, 1668 nt
Organism: Saccostrea echinata
Lineage: Eukaryota; Metazoa; Mollusca; Bivalvia; Ostreida; Ostreidae
Product: E3 ubiquitin-protein ligase TRIM71-like
Exons: 1
Coding region: 1-1668 (555 amino acids)
Biological process (GO): positive regulation of DNA-templated transcription
Cellular component (GO): chromatin; nucleoplasm
Molecular function (GO): zinc ion binding; ubiquitin-protein transferase activity
Source: RefSeq, a predicted model, not a curated record
AUGACUGACAGAGAAGCUUUGGAGGAGGUUCGCAUGCAGAGUGCAGUAGUUUGUGAUACCUGUGAAAAUACAGCAGAGUACUUAUGCAAGACAUGUCAUGAUAAACUAUGCACUAGAUGCAAAGACAUCCACAGUAGAAGCAAAUCUUCUUUUGACCAUGAAGUCACACAACUGAUGUUUGAAUCUCUUUCUCAGCUGUCAGAGUUUCCAUCUAUUCAGGUGUGCAGGUACCAUCCAGGUUUCCGUGCGAAUAUCUGCUGCAGAGAAUGUGAGGUACCGGUUUGUGAAAAAUGCCUGGUUGACGACCACAAUGGUCAUAAACUGGUGGCGACUAAGAUACUAUUUCUGGAAAAGAAAGAGAAAAUUGAGAAUAAAUUUUCCUUCGUAGAAUCUGAGUUACCAAAGUAUGAUGCAAAACUGGCCGCAAUUAAAGAAAGACAAGCCAGCCAGGUUGAAAGGACUAAAAUAGUGAAAAGUAAAAUUAAUUCUCAUUUUGAAGAGGUGAAAUCAAAACUUGAGGAGGAGAAGAAUCGGCUUUUAGAAACAGUAAACGUCAAGGAAGAAUCAGAAAUUUCUGAACUACAAAUUCAGGAGUCUCAAAUGCUGGAAUACAUUAAGAAUAUUCAUUCAUUCAUGACGGAUUUUAGAAAUGCAAUACCAGCUGAAAGAAAUAGAUUCAUCUUAUAUGCAAAUCCGUCUAUUAAAUCUACUGUGCCGGAAAUCUUUCCAUGUUUACCGACCCCUGGCAAGCCGCAAUUCUCUAAAGGCUCGUUGGAUGAAACUGCCAUCACUAAUUUGUGUGGAAAAAUCUACCUACAAAGAGAUGGUCUUCAACUUCAAGCAAAUUUCUUAGAAGUUGAAGAAAUCAUAGCAGGAAGUAAGAAAAUCGAAGGUCUUUCCUUUCAGUCAAAUGAUGAUACAUUUUGGGUUUACUUUGAAGGUGAUAAGGUUUUUACAAAGAUUGACAGAGUCGGAAAUGACCUUUUUAAAAUUAAAGGAUCUUCAGCAAACAACAAACCAAUAUGUACAUCUCCAGAUGGAGAUGUAUAUUUUAGGACACACCCCAAUGUAAUAUCAAAGUUGAGUCCAGACAGAGAAGAAACAAUAUUUGUAGACUUUAGUGAUCAAUCAACUCUACCAAUAUGCAUGUACUUUCUGAAAGAUGAGGAAUGCAUUGCGAUAGGAGUGAUAAAUGCAGAAGUAACAAAAGGGAAGAUACUACGAUAUAGAAGGCGUGGGCAAUUAAUUGAUGAAAUUAAAAGUCCUCUUUUAUUCAGAUGUCUUGUACAAGCAUACAAAGGGGACCAAAAAAUAGAACAAACGUACGUAGCUGGUAAUAUCAAUGGGGACAUCUGCAUCUCAAACAGAUUUGUCGAUGUUUUUGACAAAGAUGGUGAACUUAAAUUCUCUUACACCGGUAGUAGGAAAACUGGCAAUACAUUUUUAUCUGGUGGGAUAUGUACCGAUAUUCUUGGACAGAUUCUUAUAGCUGACAAAACAAGCCACUGCAUUCAUGUUCUCAAUAUUGAAGGAAAACUUUUGAAGCUAAUGGAUGUUCCGAGACUAGAAAGGAAAAGUUACCCCAUUACACUGACCAUAGACGCUAACUACUGUGUAUGUGUUGGAUGUUCCGACGGUAGAAUCAAGGUCUUAAAAUACAUUGAAUAG